CACACCUAAGCACCUUCACCAUCCAUGAGCAUAAGUGGUCGCACUCGUUAGCUUGUGUCAUAGCGUUCUGAGCCUGGCGGUGAUGCGCUUCCAAUUCUGGCCUGAUGACAACUCGCAAUCGAAAUGAAAGACGCUUGCUCAUACCUAUCAGUUAGCCGUCGCUGGUGAGCAAGUCUAAGAUAUGUCUCGGUCUACCCACCACGGAAAGCGUACGCGAGUGCAGAAGAUUUGCACACUCUGGACACAUGACGAUAACUUCUCAAGAGACGAUGUUGUUUUCAAUAGCGAUAAAUUUCCGGAGCUCCCAGCCACACCGGGGUCCUUGAUUCAAGUCAUAGCUAUCAAAUACGGUACAGCUACCCGUGACUUUCAGUCGUCGUCGAGGAAUGUCGGAGACGAUAGCAUUCAGGCGAAAGUCGAAGAGUCCAAGGAUGCGGCUACAGACUCAAUAUCACGAAGAAGUCGUAGAGGAUCCAUAAAGGUCACGCUUGAUGAGAACGGAUCAAUUAUCCAAGAAGACCGUGAAGUGGAUACGGAAAAAUCCUACAUUUUUGUUGCGAAACCUUUUCCAACCGAUCUGAAGUCAAAACAUUCCAACUUGCAAGUCUCGAUCGCCGAAAAGAUUGCCAAAGUAUUCGGACUGCGCAACCGCAUGCAGGUUGUUGUUACAUUGGCCGAUGAGCAUAAGCACUCUGCUUCUCACGUGGAGGUCACCUUCCGAGAUGAAUACCUGGCAAGAGCUGAUAUGUGGCGCAUGUCGAUAGCAGAGCUGAGUAACCGCACCGUGUAUCGAGGGCAAAAGUUACUCUUCAUGGGAACAAUCAAGGCAACGGUGAAGAACGUAUAUAUCAACGGACAGUCAACCCACUCCGGUUACUUUUCCUCCCUAACGAAGCCUGUGUUCCGCAGCGAAUCUGCUCGUUACACGCUCUUCAUUCAGAUGUCGAAAGAGAUGUGGGAUUUCGACGCCGAGGGUGCUGGAGAGAUCAUGUUCAACAAAGUGGUCAAUGGCUUCUUACCGGAUCUCUUCAAGCGUUGGUUGAGGAUUAACGCACGACAUCUUGUAACAAUCAUACUUUUCACUAGGAUGCAGUAUGACCCUGAGUCUACACCGAAACAACCUAAUGAAACCACCGACAACAAAGGUUUCGACCAUCGAACUGGACGUUUUCGCGAUUACUACCGCGUUGUAGUCUCAGACAUGGCCAGUGGGGACUGGGUCGAUAUCUUAUACCAGCUAAAGAAAGAGUUUCGUUCAUUCCUCAAAGAUGUUUCGCUGAUUCCUAGACAACAAUAUUCAUCAUCGACAGCAGAUGUUGCGACUCCGGGGCUUCCCGAACCUCAGCUUGUCAUCGCGGGUAAACCAUCUACGGCUGCCCAGGGCAACAUUCUAGAAGCAAUUAACUUAGCUGGCGCCCAAUUUGCAAAAGACUACAUUGAUCGAGACCUGGUGCGAACCGGCAUCUCCGUUAUUGUUGUCACCGCUGGUACUGGCGUCUUUGAGGUCGACUACAACAUGCUCAAGUUGACCACUGACACUCUGGUGGGCUCUGGGAUAGGUAUCGAUCUCGUGUGCCUGUCGCCUAUGCCACUGCACUCUGUACCACUAUUCAAAUACCGGAGCCCUCGUUCUAUGUCGAGCUUGCAAGGAAGUGCGAGCGACGUUGAGGAACAAAACACACCGGUAAAGGAUUUUGACUACUAUGACGAAAAGACACCUCGCCAAAACAAACCGAACUUCGGAUCAGUGAUACGAAGAUCUCCUCUACAGGCCCCUCCAAUCAUUCUCGGGGACCCACCAGAUGUCCAAGAACAAGAGCAGUGGCGGUAUGCAAUGCCCCACUGGGUCGAUAUAUCCUUCUGGUCCGGUCCAUUCGAAGAAAUCCUUGAGCUUGCCAAAGUGCGAAAAUCUGAGAAAAUUAUCAAGAGAGUGCAGAAGAAAAGCGGCUCUUUUGCGCUCAGAUGUCGAAUGUAUGAACUGCAAAUGAUGGGAGUCAUGGAAAAUGAACUGGGCGACAUAUCGAUACCCUACUUGGAAGAAGAUCCGUUUUACCCCCAGCGACUACGCGAGAGAAUAGAGACUGCUUCGACAGCUGUUGCCAUUCGAGACAUAACCGGGAUGACGGGGAGACUACCCUCAAAUGGCACCGAAGAAAAGUCUGGAAGCGAGCUUGAUGAGAUGAGAAGAUUGCAUGAGAGGUGGAUGGAUGAUUUUGACAGCAACGUGUUCACUCCUCGGAUGGACAAGAACAUACGCCAUACUCAAUCUCAGCUCGCAAAGCAACCCAGUAUUUCGACUGUUAAAGUUGACUCAGCAGAACAGGCGGUUAAAAGCUCGCUAUUAGCAUCCUCUUACCGUAGUGUCGCAAAGUCACAUGGAAAAGCAUCUCGAGUUCAUGCUGGCCUAGAUCCUCCGCAGCCCAUGCGAGACGUAUCUGAGGAGACUGAUGUGCCUUCUCGUGUGAGCGCCUUUCAGACACCUGAAUACAACGGCCCUGGUGUACCACGUGCGGAUGUGCUGGCCCGACAAAUGGCGGGCGAUCAAUCGAGCACUGUGAAACGUAGACCAACAUCGCAUAGAAGGGGUGCUUCCGGAGACUCGAACGAUCAUCGUACUUCACAGUACUCAACUCCGCGCGAUUCGCCUGCGCCAAGUCGAGGCCAUAGCCCUCCAGAAGAUAGCGGACUUCCACCAUUGCCUCGCACGACCACUGCAACUUCUAUGACAAAUGAAACGAACCCUGCACGGUGGUUUCUUAGACAGAUCAGUUUUGGCGGAAAGAGAGGUACAGCCCCGAAAGCGGCCACAGAGGCAGCCAUCGGCCAGGCUACCAUCGACAUCACACCGGGGAAAGUCAAACUAGCGAAGUUGGCCGCGGGGGGUGUAAACCAUACAGGUCCUAUUGCUGAGAAGCUAGCAAGUACACGAGUGGAGAAAUCACAGCCCAUCGCCAUCAGAAGUGUAUCUCGAGCAGGCUUGUCGUCUGAGGAAUCAUCUUUGCCAGGAAAUGUGGGCCGUUCGGUUGAAACAGUCAAGGGUUUCCGCUCAAUGAAGACUUCGAUUCCGUCUCAUCCGAGCUCGGUUAUCAAGGAUCCUGGAUCCACUUUCUUACUUGCGGGCUCGCGUGCCUUGGGUGACUCAGUUCCUCCAAAACCGGACUUGAAUAUGAUGUCGACAAGUGGCGGCGCGAAAGGAAUUCCCCGGACAUUAUCACCGACCAGUGCCAUCGCUCCCUGGGCUGUCCUGGUCAAUCCCUGCAACCCAAAGAAGAACAACAUCAGCAUUGCCAGCCAGUUCCGACGUUGGCAGCAUGUGUUCCCCAAGCGAUUGAAGACUGCUUCCGUGAAGUGGAAAUCACUUUGCUCCCCAGCUGCGGUACCCUUAACAAACGAAUACUUUCCUAGUCCCGAGCAGCUGGCGACCGAGUAUAAUGAAAGUCCGUACAAAAUCACACAGAACGAUGACGAGGAAAUGCUCGAAGCUCCCAAGUCCAGGGAGUCUCUAGUCCGCGAACUCAUUGCAUUCCGUUUAUCUCAUGGUUUCCAGAUCAUCGUUGGCCCAGCAGUAGCGGAAUUCUCAGGACGCCGUGAACUAGACCUUUCCAACAUUUUCGAUGCGAAUUACAUGUCUAGUGAUGGAGACACCGUGUUCCUCAGUAUCGGCAAUAAUAUUCACCAGCUUGUUUGUGUUGCUGGUGGCGAGGUUGAGAUCAAGCGGUACAGUCGCAAACCCACAACAGCGCUCCAGUCGUCGGCGGGUAUCGAUACACCUUUCCCUUAUAGACCGUACAUCCGAACAGCUUUUGAAGACAACUAUGAACCACGGAAUGUCAUACUUCGUCCACCUCGAAAGGAGUAUAAUUGGAAUUUCAUCGAUUCCUUCCUAGCUGGAUACCAGGACGAAUUCUCCGAGGUGCUGCGGUUUUGGAGAGCUCGUUUCGUACUGAUACCGGUCGAUCUUCCAACCAUCAAUAGACGACCGCUGCCAAUGCUAGCUGAGGACUCCGAGGAAGAAAUCCGGCUCGAAGGUAUUCGGAAGCUGACUCAAGUAUGGCAGAAGUACCGCUACAUUCCGCCAGAGGAGCGUCAUUUUCAGGCAACGAACAGUCGAAAACAAAAGGACCCAAAUCCCCUGGCGAUAGAAUAUCAAACUCGUGAUCCCUCCGCUAUUGUUGCUGCAGGUGCGGAAAAUUCUCUCAUCGACGACACCGCUAGCGAGUUUCCGACGUCAAUUUUCUCCGAGACGGAACAAUACCAGACAUCCAAUAUUGAUAUAAAGAAGCUUGCUGAAGAUAUCCAAGGUGAAAAUGGUAUCCCUAUGCUUGACCGACGUUGGCACAUGCGGUUGCAUUACAACUGUUUCCUUGGUUUUGACCUUACGAGUUGGCUGUUGUCGAAUUUCAAGGAUGUUGAAACGCGCGACGAAGCUGUGGACCUAGGAAACCAACUCAUGAAGAAAGGGCUCUUCGUCCACGUCCAAAAACGGCAUGCAUUCCGUGACGGAAACUUCUUCUACUCAGUCGCUCCCGAAUACCGGGCCCCGCGACCUGAGUCGAAGAGUGGUUGGUUCGGGCUUCGUAAACCUGAUCGAUCUGUCCCCUCUACGCCUCUUUCCGAUGGCCCACGUACUUCACCUUUAGCUUCGAGAGGAAGCUUGCGCUCACGCCCGAGUACUAGCGACUCGUCAAGCGUGGGUUCCGAGAAGGACGGAGGGAAAACGCCUACUCGCUCGGGCACUCCCAAACGUAAAGUACUCUUGUCGCGUGUCAUGCGAUACGAUGUGGACCCUCGCAAGCGUUCCUAUCGGCCAGAGAUCAUCUCCCUGCACUACGACCGGUUGUCUAACCCAGACAACUGUUACCACAUUCGAAUAGAUUGGAUGAAUGUAACGGCAAAGCUGAUCGAGGACGCCAUCGUAUCUUGGGCCACCAGUGUUGAAAAGUACGGCCUGAAGUUGGUCGAGGUACCAAUCGCGGAAGCGUCGAAUAUUGCCGACCAUCACCCUUUCCGCGAGCCGUACAUAGUCAAGCUUGCCCUACAACCACCUCAGACGCAGAAUGAAGCUGGCUGGGACUUCUCGGCGCAAUACGCCAAGAAUGACAAGUUCGCUUACCAUAAAGCUCUACUACGCAGACUUAAUUUCGUACUGGAUCUUGAAUCUGCUGAUUCAUUCCCUACCGAUGUAGAGGUGGCAUACUCAUGGGGCAGUCCGGAUUACAAGUAUACACAAUUCAUUCACAAGAGCGGCACACUCAUGGCACAGAUUUUGCAUGAUGGCAACUUCGCAGUAUUGGCCAAUCGCCUGGCGCACAAUCGCGCAAAGGACACGAACAGGUUCAGACCGACAGAUCCGUAUGAGCACAAACGCGCAGUGAACGACAAAGACCGGAUGCCCACAACCCCAGCAGAACGUGCAAAUCCCCAUCGGUCGCCAUUCUCUAGUCCCCUAGCCCGUCCAGUACAGGACUCUAGCCUCCUGCACAGUGCGCUGCAGGCUCAACCAUCCACUACCCCUACUCCAAUCACAGCGACUGCAACGCCAGCUGGCACUGGCAUAAUACAAACCCCCGAGCAGGUCAAGGAUGAGCUGGAGGCAUUCUGCUCGAAUGCUACUCUUCUGCAGGCGUUCUAUGCUACCGAGGCGUUCAAGCAAGCGCCACACCCUUCGCCGUCUCCCCGCAUACUCCCUGUUCUCGACAACAAUAUUCCAAACCUGGGCUUGCCACCGGCAGUCUUCGUCUCCGGCGCCAGCCCAGCCAGCAGCCCAUGGUCACUCAGUGGGAACGUGAUCAGCAGUAGCAGCACAAUUGCGGGGCGUAGGCAGGGCAAUGAUGAAGGGCACGUAAGUUCAGCCGGCAGCAUACGACCAAGUCUGCUCGGAGCAAUGGGUUCGAGGAGGAGAAGCGUAGCUUUAGAGGAGAUUAUGUUGCCUAAGCGGUCAGAUAGUCAGUCGAGUUCGGGAACGAGUUAGGCACGCGUAUGGCUGUUAGAGGUUCAUUUCGUGAGCAUGAUUGGUAGCGCCAUGCUCUUCACAUUUUGAGUGAGGUUUCACUGUAUGCCUCUGUUUUUGUACAAUGAGCGAGUCGACCCGAGUCGACCUUGCGACACAGUGGUAUUCGCAUUGUGGAUUCUUGAAGUAGAAC
This is a messenger RNA of Paraphaeosphaeria sporulosa, 6143 nucleotides long. RefSeq lists its product as uncharacterized. NCBI's taxonomy places the organism in Eukaryota, Fungi, Ascomycota, Dothideomycetes, Pleosporales, Didymosphaeriaceae. The record is from RefSeq and is a predicted model, not a curated record. Gene Ontology annotation, biological process: positive regulation of autophagy; intracellular signal transduction; negative regulation of TORC1 signaling. Bases 182 to 5971 code for a protein of 1929 amino acids. Gene Ontology annotation, molecular function: GTPase activator activity. Gene Ontology annotation, cellular component: GATOR1 complex. The transcript has 2 exons.